AAAAAUCAAAGUUUGAUACGUUUGACUUUCCCAAAAAAUGGCAGAUUCGAUUCAGAUAAAUACGCGUCACAUUAGUACGCUCUAGAGAGAGAAAGAGAUUGAAGAAGCAAAAAUGGCGGAAUCACAGUCUCAUCCGUACGCUCCCGCAGACUUGAAACUCGAAGGAUACGUACCAGUCGUCCUUCCCCAAUCCACCAUCAUCGGCAUCUACUUCGGCGUCUCCAUUUUCGUCGUUUCCCUCAUCUGGAUCUUCUCCGGGAGAUUUCCCAAGAUAACUAAAGUGGAUAGAUUGCUAAUGUGCUGGUGGGUUUUCACUGCACUGACCCACUCGAUUCUCGAAGGCUAUUUCACCUUCUCUCCUGAAUUCUACAAGGACAAGACUGCUUUUUACUUGGCUGAAGUUUGGAAAGAGUACAGCAAAGGGGAUUCGAGAUAUGCUGGUAGGGAUGCUGCAAUUGUUGCUGUUGAAGGAAUAACAUCAGUUUUAGAGGGUCCUGCCUCCCUUCUAGCCAUGUACGCAAUAGCUACCCGAAAGUCAUAUAGUCACAUUCUGCAGAUUGCCAUUUCCUUGGGGCAGCUCUAUGGAGCUUUCGUAUAUUUCAUAACAGCUUUCUUGGAUGGUGACAAAUUCGCCGCGAGUACGUUUUAUUACUACUCCUACUUCGUUGGAGCCAAUUCCCCCUGGAUAGUAAUACCGACGUUGAUCACGAUCCGGUCUUGGAAGAAGAUCUGUGCGGCAAUGGAGGCCUUCCAGGGCCAGAAUAAGACCAAAACUCGCUGAGCUUUGAAUUAGGAUGGUAGGCAACUUUUUCCAGAUUAUUUGCAAGUCUUUUUUCUUUAUGUCUUGACACAAUUAAGUUAUUGUCAAUUUGAGGGGUUUGUGGGAGAUAUGAUUCAGAGGAACAAGUAAAUUUAUCCAAAUAUUGCAAUGAAAGA
Messenger RNA from Morus notabilis, 936 nucleotides. Its product is annotated as probable 3-beta-hydroxysteroid-Delta(8),Delta(7)-isomerase. The record is from RefSeq and is a predicted model, not a curated record. The coding region runs from base 113 to 781 and encodes 222 amino acids. The transcript is spliced from 4 exons. Lineage: Eukaryota; Viridiplantae; Streptophyta; Magnoliopsida; Rosales; Moraceae. Gene Ontology annotation, molecular function: steroid Delta-isomerase activity; cholestenol delta-isomerase activity; C-8 sterol isomerase activity. Gene Ontology annotation, cellular component: membrane; endoplasmic reticulum. Gene Ontology annotation, biological process: sterol biosynthetic process.